Molecule: messenger RNA, 1008 nt
Organism: Saprolegnia diclina VS20
Lineage: Eukaryota; Oomycota; Saprolegniomycetes; Saprolegniales; Saprolegniaceae
Exons: 1
Coding region: 1-1008 (335 amino acids)
Molecular function (GO): catalytic activity
Source: RefSeq, a predicted model, not a curated record
AUGCGUCUACCAGAACCCCCAAUCAGCGUUUGCAAAAGCGAGAAGAAGGGCUCCGUCGCGGUGCAACUCGUCACGGACUUGGCUCUCGACGCUCGCGUCACGGCAAUUCGUCGCGCGACCAACUACAUUUACAUUGAAGCAUCGCUCAUGAGCCUCGUGCCCGCUGUGUUCCGGGCGCUUCAAGACACUCUUCCAACGAUACAGCGCCUAAUCAUCGUGACUCCAACGCUGGCGCCAUGGGCGGUCGCGGCCGGUUUUGAAAAGUACCGCUACGACCUCCUCGCGCCUCUCUACGCAGCAUUUCCGAGCAAAAUGAGCGUCUACACCCUUCGUGCGACACCAUUGCACUCAAAUGUUCUGCUCAUCGAUGACGUCUUCGUCGCCAUCGGGGCCACUGACUGGACAUUCCGUCGCCCGACACGCUCCCCGCUCAACGUGCACCUUGUCGACGCCGCGACGACCAUCGCUGACGAUGGCGUACGUGUCACUCACUUUGCGCGCAUGUUUCGUCUCGCGCGCUUUGCGGCACUCACGGGCGGCGUGAUGUCGUUCAACAUGUCGUUCCUGGACGCCGCCGAUGCGCUGCAGACAUACGCCGCAACGCACAUCUUUGGUGUGAUUGUGCCGGCGCCUCCUGUGUACAAGUACUACUUUGCGCGCUAUAACGACGCGACACAAGCCGCGUUUGAAGGCCACGCACCGUGCCAACGUAGCGAUGACGCGCUCGUGUCGAUUGCGUGCGUGUGCCGCGGUGUCGCCCUGGACCGCUGUCCCGAACUCCUCGCGUACGCAGACGGCCCCGGUGCAUUGGUCGAAGCGCAAAUGGAUGCUGCGCAGCUUCACACUGCCAUCACUGUCUUGGGCGGAAUGCUUGUGGCAACUCUCGUGCUUCUGUGCGUCCUGGUCACUUGCUGUCGUCGCUGGCUGCGGCGGCGACACAACCGUCGACGUAUCACGGCCAUUUUGAACGAAGCGCUGCGUCCGCAUCAGCGCCUUCCCUCAACUUAA